CCCCCCGCUGCAGCGGAAGAAAUGGUACAGCCCGCUGGUACAGCUCUUGGAGUGGUGUCAUUGAUUCCGUUGUAGCAGAGCAGUCGGCUUUCGGAGGCUGUUGUGGUGAGAACAGAGAGAGAGAGAGAGAGAGAGAGAGCGAGAGAAGGACUCCAGACUCCUGUUAGCUCCUGUUCCUGGCUCUGCUAUCGUCUGGCUCUGCUAUGACCCUGUUUAAAAGUGAGCACCGCAGCCCCCGACACAUAAGUAUGACUGGAGAGCUCCAUUCGGGUCGCCCCAAGGCAGGACCCAAGAGGCCCAGCAGCAUGGUACACGGAUCUGACUAUGACCUGGAAUAUGACUGUUACCAGGAUGACUUCUAUGAAAGGGUGUAUGACUACCAGCGUGUUCCAGCUUCGCUGCCGCCCCUCCCUCACGGGCCCAGCCCUGCCAAACGGCCCCGCUCUUCCUCCUCUUCCAGCCGGCGGCGGAGCCGCGACAGACUGUCCACCAAGAACAGCUCUCGGCCCAGCUCGUCCGGCUCCAACAGGGCGAAGUUGAAGAUGGAGGAGCUGCAGACUAUUAAGCGGGAGCUGACACUGAUCAAGGUGCAGAUAGACGGCCUCCUGGAUAGCCUGGACAGGAUGGAUCAGCAGCGGCGGGACCGCACAGGGUCACCCCCAACCAGGGAUGGCAGUCUGUCAGGGUCCCCAUAUCACGGUGUGGCCAGCAGCCCAGACCACUCCCCCAGCCACAGCCCCCGCCGUCGGGCCCGAAGAGAUCGGGUUGGAGGGGAGAGCCCCGAGCUUGGGGAGGCCAGCGACGACGACAACCACCUGAUGAAUCCCCACAGUUCUGACCUGGAAGACGACAUCUGAGAGCGACAGCUGAGGAGCCUGGUGACAGAAGGGGGUGCUAUGCAUGGGAGGGGAGAGGCCGCCGCCAGUCCAGCAGUUGCCAUGGAAACAGUCAUCUCCAGUCCCGCCCACCCUCAUCCUCACAGCACUCAGCGCUAACCAGUGUUCGUCUGUAGAAUCCCUCCUGGUUUCCCUCAAGCCGAUUCCAUUUGCAGCAGGCUCACGCAGGCCUGCCGCCAUCACACACUUAGAUCCGGCUUUCCUGCAUUUUUACAGGCACCUUUGCGGAUGUCAUUAUUUUACCUUCUUAGCUCGGUCGCCGUUUUCCUGCCCACCAAAAAAAAAAAGUAUAUUUUAGCUGUCAUGGAAAUGGAAGCUUAUCUAGAGGAAUGUGCUUCAUAUCAGCCUGACAGCUUCGCUCCAGGGAGACGCACACCAAACACACGCACGAUGGUGUCCUCAGAGAGAUCUCCAUCUGCAGAUAGUAAUUAUCCUCCACAAUGUGAAAGUUAAAGCAUACUAAAUGGUUUAUUAUCAGUUUCUUCUAAGUUAUGCCAGCAGUGCGUGUAAUAAAUGCUCUUACUGGAGAAUCAUACAGCGGAUCGAUUAAAUUGUUUGAGGUGAAUUCGGACUCGACCGUCAUAUGUCUGUGUUUCUGUUGUUUUUUGUGGUAAAAGGCCUGACUGAGACUUUGGCAGAAUUUAGCGACAGGCGUUAAGGGUGGACUCUUGUGUGGGGGGGGGCUUGUCUUCUCCACAGCUCAUAGUCCCACUCGCCUUUAUCCGUGCUGCGUUCCCACGGUAAUUCAGCCAGAAAAGCCCAGGUCAAUAUGACAGAAACUGUCAACACAUUGUUAUCAGGCAAUAAUUAAUUGCACAUCCCUCGCGAAGCGGGUGGGGGCGGUGGUGGGCGGGAGACUGGAUCCCGCCGGUGCUGAGAUUGCCUCCCCAUUUGACAAGGCUGUAUGCAGGAUGGUGAGCUGCUUGUUGACAGUGCCCCCUGCCUGUGCUCGCUGAAACUGACUUGAAGCUGUAAAAGCCUUGCAUACAUUUCAUGUGGGUGGAUCCUGCUGAUUUCAAAGUUGUAGUCAUAAAGAAGACCCUCCAACAUGCUGGGUAUGGCCUCUGUCAAAAUUCUUGACUCCUGGUGACAUCCUUAAUGGCUUUGUACAGUGUGCCAUGUAGCUUCCAUACUUACUGAUCCCGUAUCUGUCCACCAGGCUGUUCAUGGCAUUGUUUUUACUGACUAUUUUCUCAGAUAAUGAUAAAUACACUGCAGUCAUUUAAUAAUGCAAGGUUUCAACUGCCCAGACAAACAAAAGUAAAAGAAAGUUACAUAACAUAGAAUGUGGUUUGCUUCCCUGUUCCAGCCAUCGAUUGGUGGCUCAUUGUGACAUCACAGGCCUGUACCACCCUUUGUCCUCUAACACUUCCAUCUCCUGAGAUAUCAUUUGCCUCUGCCUUUGCAUGAGUGUUCUGUCAGUCAAAGACAGAGGGACGGAGUGUCCACUAAUUGCAAUGGUGAUGGGAAGGUCUUCUUCACGGCACAUCCUGACCUUCUCUCAGGGGUUGAAUCCUGCCCCCCCCCCCCAUGCCUGUUAAAAAACCCAACCAUGGCACAGGCUACAAAAACAGGUGCGUGUCUGUGUGUGUCUGUGUGUGUGCGAGCAAACAAGAGCCAUAUUAAAAAUGGUCACAGGCUUAGUUGCUAGAAAGGUUAUUGUAGAGUUUAUUAUUAUCUUGAUUAUUGUCAGUGUAAUUAAGUUAAUCAAAGCAUGGCUCAUUUAGCAAGCAGCAGUUGUCAAAAGUGGCACGAAUAAGACUGACUCUUUUCAGCCCGUGAGGUUUAGCCAUCAAGACCCCAGUCCCCCAGUGUAAACAUAUAAUAACAGUCAAACCUGUUCCCCUUCCAUGUAUUGACUGCUGUGGGCUGGAUCACUAAUGGGGUUAGUGUGUAAUACUGUGUAAUAUUGUAAACUUUCUUGUAUCUUGUCAGCUCAGUCUGAUUUUACCCAGCAUUUGUUUUGGGGUUUAUUUGUUAUUUUCAAUGCCAUUUUUUUUGUUAUAAAUACUUCCUGUGCUGUUUUUUGUAGAUUAUUUGUCUUGUUUUAUUUUCUCUGCCUUCAUACAAGCUGAGUGGGAACAAGUACAUUGUAACGGUAGUAAAAUAUUUUCAUAUUGAUUA
Messenger RNA from Paramormyrops kingsleyae, 3020 nucleotides. Its product is annotated as RNA-binding Raly-like protein. Gene Ontology annotation, cellular component: nucleus. Gene Ontology annotation, molecular function: RNA binding. NCBI's taxonomy places the organism in Eukaryota, Metazoa, Chordata, Actinopteri, Osteoglossiformes, Mormyridae. The record is from RefSeq and is a predicted model, not a curated record.